UUGAAUUGAUGUUCUAAGUAACUUGUAUAUUAUUGCAUAAAUGUGAUAGCAACUUUCCAAAUUAAUGAGUUGUUUUUAUUAAUGUGUUAUGUUUAACAAAAUAAUACAUGUAUUGUUGUUUGCUUUAUGUUAAUUAAGUGCUCUUGCUGAGGCAUGGGAAAAAUAAAGGAGCUGAAAAAACACCUGCUAGUGACAUCAGCAUCGUCUACACACCUGCUAGUGACAUCAGCAUCAUCUACACACCUGCUAGUGACAUCAACAUCAUCUACACACCUGCUAGUGACAUCAACAUCAUCUACACACCUGCUAGUGACAUCAGCAUCAUCUACACACCUGCUAGUGACAUCAGCAUCAUCUACACACCUGCUAGUGACAUCAGCAUCAUCUACACACCUGCUAGUGACAUCAGCAUCAUCUUCACACCUGCUAGUGACAUCAGCAUCAUCUUCACACCUGCUAGUGACAUCAGCAUCAUCUACACACCUGCUAGUGACAUCAGCAUCAUCUUCACACCUGCUAGUGACAUCAGCAUCAUCUACACACCUGCUAGUGACAUCAGCAUCAUCUUCACACCUGAUAGUGACAUCAUGCUCCUCCUCACCUGCUAGUGACAUCAGCAUCAUCUACACACCUGCUAGUGACAUCAGCAUCAUCUACUCACCUGCUAGUGACAUCAGCAUCAUCUACUCACCUGCUAGUGACAUCAGCAUCAUCUACACACCUGCUAGUGACAUCAGCAUCAUCUACACACCUGCUAGUGACAUCAGCAUCAUCUUCACACCUGCUAGUGACGUCAGCAUCAUCUUCACACCUGCUAGUGACGUCAGCAUCAUCUACACACCUGCUAGUGACGUCAGCAUCAUCUUCACACCUGCUAGUGACGUCAGCAUCAUCUACACACCUGCUAGUGACAUCAGCAUCAUCUACACACCUGCUAGUGACAUCAGCAUCAUCUACACACCUGCUAGUGACAUCAGCAUCAUCUACACACCUGCUAGUGACAUCAGCAUCAUCUACACACCUGCUAGUGACAUCAGCAUCAUCUACACACCUGCUAGUGACAUCAGCAUCAUCUACACACCUGCUAGUGACAUCAGCAUCAUCUACACACCUGCUAGUGACAUCAGCAUCAUCUACACACCUGCUAGUGACAUCAGCAUCAUCUACACACCUGCUAGUGACAUCAGCAUCAUCUACACACCUGCUAGUGACAUCAGCAUCAUCUACACACCUGCUAGUGACAUCAGCAUCAUCUACACACCUGCUAGUGACAUCAACAUCAUCUACACACCUGCUAGUGACAUCAGCAUCAUCUACACACCUGCUAGUGACAUCAGCAUCAUCUACACACCUGCUAGUGACAUCAACAUCAUCUACACACCUGCUAGUGACAUCAGCAUCAUCUACACACCUGCUAGUGACAUCAACAUCAUCUACACACCUGCAAGUGACAUCAGCAUCAUCUACACACCUGCUAGUGACAUCAGCAUCAUCUACACACCUGCUAGUGACAUCAACAUCAUCUACACACCUGCUAGUGACAUCAGCAUCAUCUACACACCUGCUAGUGACAUCAGCAUCAUCUACACACCUGCUAGUGACAUCAACAUCAUCUACACACCUGCUAGUGACAUCAGCAUCAUCUACACACCUGCUAGUGACAUCAUGCUUCUCUUCACCUGCUAGUCUGCUUUGUGAUAAGCAAAUUUUAUAAAAAUUUAACUCUUUACUUUUACUUAUGAUCUGCAAUAUCGUUUCAGAUUCUGAACACAUCAGAAAUCACCAACCCCUCCUGACAUAUCUUUCCAGUUUGGGAAAAAAAUGAAUGUAUAUGCCAAAGUAGAAUUCAACAACUUUAGCCGUGAUCUCUGUGAUCAGCUCAUCAUCUCUCCAUACCCUCUCCACAUGGAAGUCACCUCUUGUACUUGUCACAAGAUCACACCAGGUUAACUAAGACAGUAACCAUCAGCUGACCGUGGAAUGCCAAUUGUGUGUUUCUUUCUCAGUUUUGUAUGGUCCCCAAUAAACUUAACGUGGGAUGCCUCUCCGAUUUCUUUCACAUCAGGGCACUUAACCUCUACCAGGACACAGAGAGGUUCUUCAUUUGGGUGUUUUGAUGUUUUGAUGUUUUAAUCCCAGAAUGUUUAAUACUGAUAUUUGCAUUGAUAAAAGAAAUUGCUUUAAGAUGUGAAAUUAAAAACACCAAUAUCUAGACAAUCAUGAAUUGUAACAUCACUUCCUUUAAUGUUUUUACUAUACAGUUGAUAUGGAAUUUGUUUAAAUGUUACAUUUUGGAUCUUUUAUUUUAGCUAUUGGUUUAGUUUAUUUUAGUUGUUAGUCAUUCUGUUUGCAUGCAGCAUCUGCAAGCACUUCUCCAAUACUACAUACCUCUGUUAUCUGGGUUUUGUUUUUGUAUCUUAAGUUGUAGCUACUUUCUUAAAAAGAUUGCAUUUACAGUGGCCCCCUAAAAGUAUUAAAGACACUUAAACUAUUAAAAUCUUAUUGCAUUGUAUUCAAAAUAUCAAACCAAGAAGCAUCUGUAAGCAAGCGAUGCUGGAGCUUUACUCAGAGCUAACUGCAUUUUUCUCUUUAAAUUAUUUUGCAUUUAUUUUUAAAGCAU
This is a messenger RNA of Carassius gibelio (silver crucian carp), 2620 nucleotides long. RefSeq names its product mucin-22-like. The coding region runs from base 154 to 1686 and encodes 510 amino acids. The record is from RefSeq and is a predicted model, not a curated record. The transcript has 3 exons. NCBI's taxonomy places the organism in Eukaryota, Metazoa, Chordata, Actinopteri, Cypriniformes, Cyprinidae.